Rhododendron vialii is the source of this 2513-nucleotide messenger RNA. Its product is annotated as glucose-6-phosphate 1-dehydrogenase, chloroplastic-like. NCBI's taxonomy places the organism in Eukaryota, Viridiplantae, Streptophyta, Magnoliopsida, Ericales, Ericaceae. Bases 222 to 2012 code for a protein of 596 amino acids. Gene Ontology annotation, biological process: glucose metabolic process; pentose-phosphate shunt, oxidative branch. Gene Ontology annotation, molecular function: NADP binding; glucose-6-phosphate dehydrogenase activity. The transcript has 11 exons. The record is from RefSeq and is a predicted model, not a curated record. Gene Ontology annotation, cellular component: chloroplast stroma.
GACCUCACAUAGAAGAUUGGUUAAGAUUGGCAUUUGAAAAGUAGUUACCAUUUGCUCCUGUACUGGCCUUUCAAAGAGCUUCAAAGGACCCAACGAAUUUUCAUUUUAGAUAACAACGAACAAUCUUCGAAUUCCCACAUGAAUGCUUGUUAAUUUCAGUCCAGGAAUGAGGAUCCAAUAAGUUUCCUUCUUCCUCUUCUUUCUGAUCAUCAGUCAAUUGCAUGGCUACGCAGUUCUGUCCUUGUUCUUCCUCCUCAGCAGCCAACUUCUCAACCUCUCCAUCAUUCAAGAAUGAGACACAAUCCUGCUUGACAAAAUCCGUCAUUUACCCAACAAGAAUCUGUUACUCCAAAUGGGUGCCUCAGAUUUGUUCAAGAUUCCACGCAAGAAAGCAUUUUGAGCUCAAUUCUGUAAAUGGGUUUCCUUUAAAUGCUGUUUCUUUUCAAGAUGGUUUAGCUGAAGAGCCAAUAUCUAGAGCAAAUAGUAAGCCGGUCGCUUUGGAGGGGUCUAGUCCCUUCUCAGGAUCAAGAAAAGAAGAAUCCAGUCUUAGCAUAAUUAUUGUUGGAGCUUCAGGGGACCUUGCCAGGAAGAAGAUUUUCCCUGCACUUUUUGCUCUUUUUUACGAAGAUUGUCUACCUGAGAAUGUCACAGUUUUUGGCUAUGCGCGAAGUAAAAUGACUGAUGAGGAACUGAGAAACAUGAUUAGCCAAACCUUGACUUGCAGAAUCGAUAAGAGAGAAAAUUGUGGGGACAAGAUGGACGAGUUUCUAAAACGAUGCUUUUACCACUCUGGUCAAUAUAACUCCAAGGAGCAUUUCGCUCAAUUGUACUGCAAGCUGAAAGAAAAAGAGGGAGGCAGAUCAUCAUUUAGGUUGUUUUACUUGUCAAUACCUCCAAACAUAUUUGUGGAUGUGGUGAGAUGUGCUAGCACCAGUGCAUCUUCAAAGAAUGGGUGGACAAGGGUCAUUGUUGAAAAGCCAUUUGGUCGUGACUCGGAGUCAUCUAGAGAGCUCACUAGGUGUCUAAAGCAGUAUCUAGCUGAGGACCAAAUAUUCAGGAUUGACCACUACUUGGGGAAAGAGCUUGUUGAGAACCUAUCAGUUCUUCGUUUCUCAAAUCUAGUCUUUGAGCCUCUAUGGUCGAGGAACUACAUUCGCAACGUGCAGUUUAUAUUUUCUGAAGAUUUCGGUACAGAAGGACGAGGGGGCUACUUUGACAACUACGGAAUCAUUCGUGAUAUAAUGCAAAACCAUCUCUUGCAAAUAUUAGCACUAUUUGCGAUGGAGACGCCUGUCAGCUUGGAUGCAGAAGACAUUAGGAAUGAGAAGGUCAAGGUUUUGAGGUCAAUGAGACUGCUGCAACUUGAAGAUGUCAUGGUAGGGCAAUAUAAGGGCCACAGCAAGGGUGGAAGGACCUAUCCUGGAUAUACUGAUGAUCCAACUGUGCCAAACGACAGUCUCACUCCAACAUUUGCAGCAGCAGCACUCUUCAUCGACAAUGCUCGAUGGGAUGGUGUUCCUUUCUUGAUGAGGGCAGGAAAAGCUCUCCACACUAAGCGAGCAGAGAUCAGAGUUCAGUUCAGACAUGUCCCGGGCAAUUUGUUCAAGCGAAACUUUGGAACUGAUUUGGACAAGGCUACAAAUGAGCUAGUGCUUCGCGUACAACCGGAUGAAGCAAUAUAUCUGAAGAUUAACAACAAGGUUCCUGGUCUUGGAAUGAGACUAGACCGCAGUGACCUCAAUUUGCUUUACAAAGCAAGGUAUCCAAAAGAAAUACCGGAUGCAUAUGAAAGGCUGCUCCUUGAUGCAAUAGAAGGAGAACGAAGGCUAUUCAUAAGAAGUGAUGAGCUUGAUGCUGCCUGGUCUCUAUUCACACCAUUGUUGAAAGAACUAGAAGAGAAGAAGAUUGUGCCGGAGCUAUAUCCUUAUGGUAGCAGAGGACCCGUUGGAGUACAUUAUCUUGCGGCUAAGCACAACGUUCGGUGGGGAGAUCUUAGUGGUGAGGAUUCAUGAAGAAUGAAGCUCUCCAAAGGCUUCGCAUGCUCAUGACAGGCAAAGGGCUAGGCACAAAACAACAUAGCACGAUUGGAAUUUAAACAAAAAGCAAGUCAAGGUGUCUUUUAAAAUUAUAAGAACGCCACUGUCGCAUCAUUUUAGUUGGAGAUUCUAGUUAAAUAAUAAAGUAGCAUUUUGUUUUUAGACCUCGGUUUUGUAGAGUUUAUCAGUGUCCCCCAGCCACUUUGAAGAAAUGAUUGUAAUAGGAACAAAUUACAUUUCAGUUUGACAUAAAUGUGCGAACACACAUAGAACUACAUGAGCAAGUUUACUUGAACAGACUGUUUCGGCUUACUGCACCCUGAAUCUGUAGUGUCAAACGCUAGUCUAGUCCAAGAAGUGACCAAAAGGGUGGCAGCUAGGGAAGGCCUUGCUCUAGUCACCUCGAAGUAGUUGACGGCUGAUCGAAUGAAGUCACUAUCUUAAUCACCUUUUGCAUGAGUUCAACUGCAAAGGACA